This is a messenger RNA of Paramecium octaurelia, 1157 nucleotides long. NCBI's taxonomy places the organism in Eukaryota, Ciliophora, Oligohymenophorea, Peniculida, Parameciidae. The record is from the annotation of a GenBank genome assembly.
AUGCAUAAAUAAUUGAAUUCGAUUAGCUUCAUUUCUGCUAAUAGUGGAUUUUCUGAUUUAUAAUCUUGUUCUAUUAUUAAAGGUAGUAAUUAUUAUAUAGCCAAAUCUAUUGAUUAGCAUCCAGAAUUGAUUGAAUAACUUUUUGAAACAGAAAAGCUGCAAAAAUCUAAGAAUAUAUUUUAGGAUCCUGUCAAUCUUAAAAUUCUUUAACAUGAUCCUGCAAUUGGACCAAAAUAUGAAAAAAAUAAAAUAGUUUCAAGAUCUAUUGUCGGAAAACCGGAUAUAUUUAGGAAGAAAUAACCUACUCAGAACAUUCAUUCAAAUCAGGAGUUUCAUAUGCCUACUCAACAGAUCAACAUGCAGGAAUCAAUUAGUUUAGCCAAGAAGGAAUCUCCAUUAUAAAGAAGAUUAACACAAUUAAAAGUUGUUCAAAGCCCUGUCAAAAUUUCGAAAUAAACAAAGAAUGAAAAUGUAAUUACAGGUUCUGAGUUAAUUAGUAAAAUUGCUCAUCUGGAAAAAAGAUUAAUUUAAAAUAAACUCGACGAAUAAAAGCAAUUUGAUAACAUGCCAUUUUUUUAAAAAUAAAAUUAAUAUCGAGACCAAAGAGCUUUAGAAGAUUUUGAUAAGCAAGAAAAAAUUCACUCUGAACUACUUCAUUCCUUAUCAGCUCGUAUAUCUAGGAACCCAAGUUGUUCUUUAAUGAUGGAUUUGUAUAAUUUUAGAAGAAAACAAGAAUAUUCAAAUACAAAUGAUAAAAUGAGGCAAUUGUCAGAAAAUAAAAAUCAGGAAAUUAUGUACAAAUUCUAUAAUAAUUUAGAGAAAUCUAAGAAUAAAACUAGAUACCCUUUUUUAUCUGUUCUGAUAGAUAAUAAAUUAUAAGAAAACCCCACAUUUUUGAAAAAGAUGCAACUAUUUCCAACAUUUUAAAGCACAUGAAUGAGGAUAAAACAUUUUAAAGUUUUACAACUAACAACGUUUUAAAAGAAAAAGAAUUAAAAUAUAAAUUAUUAGCAAAAGAUAAAAUUAAGUUAAACAUUGAUGAACUGAUGAUAUUUGGAUAAUCUAAAUAUGAUCAAGAAAUCUCCAUUAAUCCAAACCAGAAAUACGUAAUCAAAGAUAUCGAAAAAAAUUAAGGAAGUGAGGAGGAAAUAUUAUGA